CUAGAUUUGUGUAUUUGAUGUUGAAUUUGGCGCGCAGAGUACGGAUUGACAGUUUUUGCAUCUGUACUGUCUGUUUUUCUGUUGUAUAAUUCUAUUUCAGUUUCACUUCCUCUAUGUAUUUUAAACAUGUACGUUUAUAUAAACGGCAAUCACAUGUAAAGAACGUAAAAAGAAGAGUAACCUUGAAUCAAUUUGAUGCCAUAUUCAGAUGCGAUGCUUUAAUCAUCAAAAUGGCGCGCCUACGGUUCCCAGGUCGGCCUGGGCAAAGAAUUGGAAAAAAUUAUGUGAAAUAUAUGUAUGACGAUAUGAAAACAAGUAUGGAAGUGGGUUUACAGCCACAUAACAAAAUUGAAGUAGGGUUAAAGCUGUUCUAUGAAUUGUUUGGAUACUCAGAUGAGGAGGAGGAUUUUGAAGGCUUUACUCUGGAAGAUCUUGCACAGGCUGAAGCUCUUGUUGCUGUUAAAUUAAAACAAAAACAAGCUAUUCAUCGGUAUUUAGAAUCUAGCCAAGAUUUAUCUUCUUCAGCUGCAUCAGAAAUUGAGAAGAUAUUUUCUUCAGAUUCUGAUACCUCUACUUCUUCAUCAGUUCGCCAAAGAAGAGGAAUGAGAGACAUUAUUCGUAGAUCUUAUGACAAAAUGUUGAAAGAUGGGCUUUGUAAAUCAAAUGUAAAUAGUGACAAUGUGUAUAGUGAGAAAAAGUGUAAGAAAGCUAAAUUAAAUAUUAAAGAAGAUUCUCAAGUUAUCUGUCCUACUGAACCUAUAUCAAAUUCGUUAGAAUCAGUUGCUGUAAGUAAUCAACCUGAAAACAAUAUUGCUAAUAAUAAUAGUAAGAAUGAACCUGUACAUUCUUGUGAAUCAAAAUAUCAGAGAAAACGAGCUAUUGUUAGACAUUUACUUGAAAAGGCUAAACAUCAAGUGAAAAGUCGACGGAGGCGUAGGCGAAGCUUACGCCCUAAUGUAAAAAAGAAAUUUCGGAAAUGUUUUAUGUAUUCAUCAACAAGAAAAUAUUCAAAAGUUCAAACAAAAUUAGCAUUAGACUCUGGAAAUGAGAGGGGCAAAAACAGCUUAAGGCAUAAAUCAUAUUCAAAAAAGAAACCGACUGUAAAUUUGAGAGAUGGAACAACUUGUGUAGGUAUUGAAAAUACUAAUGUUGCUCAUUCAGUCAAAACUGUAAAAAGGCCUCUUACUCCAAAAUCAAAACGCUCUUUAUAUGUAGGACGUAAACGUUUCAUUUUGCCUCCUAUGAGUGCUCGUUCAUCUAGAAAAAUUAUUCCUCGUAGACGAUAUAUGGAUGAAUGUGAUCAACCUAAUACAAAUGUUUUAGAUGAUGAAAGUCAGUUUUCUAGAUCUUCAUUAAGUGGGAGUUCUGAAACCAUUUCUGCAAUGGAUGGUGGUAGUAGCCCAGAUAAUACUCAAAUGGAAGAUAACAGACAUUCAAGAAGUUUGAAGAAAAAAGUAGGUCUUUUAGACAGACCUCUUGUGGUUGAAGGAAAACGACCUUGGAAGCCUAGUCUCAAAGUGCAAAUGAAACUGUCUGAGAUGAAUUAUGAAUAUCCUUUUGGAUUGAAGAAGAACAUUGAUGGCAGUUCGGGGACUGGAACGUCAUCUGGAUCUUUUAAGGAUAUAAUUAAGCCAGAUAUGGUAAGUAAGUAUGCUGAAAAGAUGGCUCAGAAAGCUAAAGAAAAGCCACCCAAAGUUGUAGAAAGUGUUAAGAGAAAUGUGUUACAUAAUGUUAAAAAUGAACCUGAUAAGGCAGAAAAUGACAGUUCAGAUGUUUUAGAGGAUGGGAAGAAACCUGAAGAUAAGUUAGAAAAAGUUGCAGCAAAAAUAGAAAAAUUGCUCAAAUCUCAGUGGGAAGGACGUCUGAAAGAUCCUUCUGAAAUGAAAGUCAAAAUGUCAUCCAAUUUUGAAUCUGCUGUAGCACAGUGGAAAAAUGAGCAACAACAACGUUCAAGUAGCCAAAGAAGAACUAAAAAUAUCCUUCGUAAAGCUCGUUUGCAGUUAAAAAAGAGAAGUUUAAAUCUGCGGACAAGGCAGUCAGAAAACGCUCCUGUGGUUGAUGGUGUACAUUUAGAGAGCAAAAAUGAGAAUAUUCAAACCUUUUCAGAGAAAGGACCGAGUAUUUUACCCAGCCUUCCUUCUGUGGAUCAAAUAGAUGUGCCUUCCAAAAGUGCAUUGUGUGCUUCAAGUGGCAGCGACUGUGCCUCUUCUGUUGGUUGUGCUGUAUGUGGUUUCGCAAAGCUUCAUUCUAAUGCUGAAAAACUUUAUGACCAGAUAGUGUGUGAACCUUGCAACAGAUUUUUUGAAAGCUUUGCUAAGAUGCCUAAACAGUAUUUUUGUACUAAAGAUGGAAACUGUAAUAUAGAUGGUUCAAAAGAAACUGUAGCUCGUAGAAUUUCUAGUGCGAGAUGUAAAGCAUGUUGGCUGAAAUCGUGUAUGGAAAAGCUAACCAUUUCGUCUUGUCUGAGGGAUCAACUGAUCAAAUAUGUUCCACGUCUAGAUAUGCCUCCACAUAACCCUCUGAUUAGAGAUAAUAUUGCAUUCCUUCAAGAACCUGUUGUUACAUUUACUGACUUGGCAAGAUCUGCAGAUGAUCGCAGUUCAGAUAUUAAAAUGGAAGAUGUUUUGCCAGAAUCAAGCUCAUUUCUGUCGGCUAGUUUUUCGAAACCAUGUUCUUUUAUAAAAUCUGAUGAUGAGAGCUCUAACUUUUGCAUGAGAAGUUCUGGAAUGGAUGUAAGUUCGUUUACUAAAGGCAGCAUAGAAAAGUCGAAACCUGAUAGACCAAUGCAUGUCAAUCCUAUGACAAGUGUCCACCUUUUUUCGAAAGAAAUACCCUCAGCUGUUCAUGAUAUUUCAAGAUCUUAUUUGGAAAUAUCCAGCGGUUAUAGUCAGGAAGAGUUUCCAAAGAGUGCUGAGAGACAUUUUGAUAAAGAUGCGUCUUCUGUACAAGAAAAUAUAUAUUCGCGUACUCAGUCAUCUCAGGGUGAUAUGCCAGAAACAUUUAGCCCUGCUAGUGGUUCCUCAUUAAUUGAAAAUACAGACGUAAUUGCUCCAGCUAGUGAAGAAGCAAAAUCCAGAGGACCUAGAAUUAAACAUGUAUGUAGAAGAGCUGCUAUUGUGCUUGGUUUACCUCGAGCAACAUUUUCUGAACCUAGUGAACCUAAAGAUUCUUUCAACUUAAGUGCUUUACCUGAAGAUGAGAAGCAGAAAAUACUUGAAACAGUGCCCCAGGAUGAUAAGCCAAAAACACCUGAGGCAAAAAUUGCUCCUACUGAGAAUAAAUCAAAUUCUUCAAACAAGGCCACCAAGCAAGGGAAGAAAAAAGUUCAUAAGGAUCUGAAAGUAAAAAAUUGUGCACAUUUAGGGAUAUUAAAAAAGUCAUCACUUUUAAUUCACAAGGAACAAAAAAGAAGAAAAUUACUUAUGAAAAAAUCACUGAAACAUUUGCACAAACAUUCUUUUAAGAAAUCUUUAAAACUUGGGAAGAAAAGUGAAUUGAAGAAAACUCUAAAAUUCUCUUAUAAAAGUGCUGUAAAAACUUCAAUGAAACGUUCACCAAAAGUUAUUUCUAAACGACCAGCUAAGACUGUGAAAUUUCGAAAAGUUCGUUGCAAGCAAUGCGAAGGUUGUCUUGCUGAAGACUGUGGAGAGUGUGCAUAUUGUUUGGACAAAAAGAAAUUUGGUGGACCUAAUCUGAUCAAACAAGCAUGCAUGUUUCGUCGAUGUUUACGGCCAGUUUUACCUGCAUCUGAAAGGAGAACUUCAAAAGUAUUACAAAAUGAAAAUGGUGAUAAAGGUAAGCCUUCAGGUGGUCACUCGAGCUUUGGAGGUGAUGGUCCUUCUGGCAUUGGCACUUCUUUAACUUCAUCCUCUAGCUCUCCAUCAAGUCCUGAUGGGAGCAGCUGCGGUUCAAGUUGUAGUUCAUCUUCCAGUAGCUCCAGCUCAGGCAGUUCUGGUAGCAGUAGCAGCAGUAGUUCUAGCGGCAGUAGCAGCAGUUCAAGUUCAAGCAGUAGCAGUGAUAAUAUAAGUGUGCCUCAUGAUAAUGCUUUAACAGACAGCUGUGCAAAUGCAUCUCUUAUGCAGAGUAUUGUCUCUGAGCCAGUCAUUUUACAAGAAUCUGAGUGCACAGAUGAUAAUGUUGUAACUAAUCCUAUUUUUGAAGAAUCUAUUUAUAAUGGUGAUAAUUUUAUUGUGGAUACUAGUUUGCAAGACUUGGUAUGUGAUAGUUUAUCAUCUGAUAUUGCACAGGAAAGAAUUUUUAUGGAUGGCAGUGUAGAAAUGGAUAGCACUCUGUAUUCAGAAACUGGUGACACCAUUUUGUAUGAGGAUUCGUCAAGUAUUAUUGAGCUAAAAAAUGCUAGUUUUGCUCCAUCCUUAAUGUAUGGUGCAGCACUGGAAGGAAAUGAAGAUACUGUCUCUUAUUCUGGUGGAUCCAAGAAUCAAAACUCUAGGCAAAGUAGUAGCGGCUAUAAGAAAAUUCAGUAUAAUCAAGAUCAGGAUGCAUAUGGAUCGGCAGGUUCAGGUGGUCAAGACAGUAAUGGUGAUGAUGAUGAGGAUGAUGAUGAUGAUUGUAAAAAGAAAAAGCAUUACAUAUAUGCUGAUUAUUGGGAGGAUUAUGAUUUUGAAUCUCCUCUCAAGGUUGCCCUCAUUUCAUCUCAACAUAUACCACUACCAUGUGUUUGUUAUUUGUGCGGUAGUGCUGGUGAAGAAAAGUUAAUAUUUUGUGUCCUUUGCUGCGAACCAUAUCAUACGUUUUGUUUGUCUGAAGAUGAUGUACCGCAAGAAGACAACCUUGAAAACUGGUGUUGUAGAAGAUGUCAAUGUUGUGCAGUUUGUGGUUCAAAAAACAAUUUGCUAAAAUGUAAGAAGUGCCAGAAUACCUACCAUUCAGAAUGUUUAACUCCACAUUAUCCAACAAAACCAUCAAGAAAGAAACGAAUUUGGAUGUGCCCUAAAUGUGUGAAAUGUAAAAGCUGUGGUACAACAUCUCCAGCAUCUGGUGCUGGUCUGUUAUGGAAUUUUGAUUUACUUCUAUGUCAAUCCUGUGCAAAGUUAACUGAUAAAGGUAAUUACUGCCCAGUGUGUCAUAAAUGUUAUGAAGAAAAUGAUUAUGACUCAGAAAUGGUGCAGUGUUAUAAAUGUAGCAGAUGGGUUCAUGCAAAAUGUGACAGCAUAACUGAUGAAGCAUAUGAAAUUCUGUCUUGCCUUCCUGAAACAGUAGUUUACACCUGUAUAAUAUGUAAUGAAGAACCAGUUCCUCUGUGGAGGAAAGCUGUCAAAGAGUACCUUAAAUGUGGUUUGAGAAGCAUACUGAAUUCAUUAAUGGCUUCAAGAUGUGCUCGCCAUCUCAUCAAACAUGAUUUAUCUAAAAAGCCAUUCAAGAUACCUAAUUAUAUGCCUAGUUCAUCUGUUCUUCACGAAAAGCAUCAUUUUCUUGAGAACAAAUCUGAUUAUGAACUUAACAUUAAAAAUCCUCAUAAAACAUAUAGGACUUGUGAAAUCACAUCUUCUAGAACUCAAGAAGGAAAUUCAUUUGAUGUGUCUUCUAAAUGCCCUGACAAUGAUGUUAAAGAAACAAUUGCAGAUUUAUUAACAAAUUUUGAAUCUAUCUCAUUAGAUGUUGAAAAGGAUGUAUCAGCUUGUGUAAAAAACAUGGUUACAAAUUGUGUUGAAAGUGUGUGCAUGCUUGAAAAAGAUUGUAGAUUAGAACCAAUGGAAAAAAGUGAAGAUAGUUCUUGUGAUAAAAAUUCAUCUGCAGUAAAUCGCCAAUAUCUUGAAACCAGUGUAAACAGUGAUGUGCAUCAAAAUUCCAUUAAGAAUGUGAGUGAAAGAAAUCUUGAAUCCUCAUCAUGUUCUAUAUAUGUUACUUCAGACAAAAUAAAGAAAGAGAAGCAAAAUUCAGUAGAUUUAAUCACAAUCAGAUCGAAAUUAGAAAAAGGAAAAUACAAAACUAUUUCUUCAUUUUUUGAUGAAGUCAUUGAUGCUAUUGAAGCAGGCAAUGAUGCUGAGAAAAAGCAUUAUACUAAUGAAGCUAAAGUAGUUUUUAUCAAACAAAUAGAAAAAGCUUUCCCUUGGUUCAAAAUUCCUGCAUCAAAAAUUUGGAAUGGUAAAAAUGAUUUUCCAGAGGGAAUGCUGCCUAAUGCUGUUGUGCCUCCAUACAAUGAUCAUACAUAUUCUCAGUAUCUGAAACGAAUUACUGCUCUUCCAGCUACAAGCUGUGAAGAAAAAAGACCACUCCUUGAUUCUCGUACGUGUGUUUUAUGUGGUUAUUGUGGAGACAGCAAACCAAAGAAGUGUGGUCGCUUAUUAUACUGUGGACAGGAUGAUUGGAUACAUGUGAACUGUGCUUUGUGGUCUGCUGAAGUAUUUCAACAGCAGGAUGGCUCUUUACGUAAUGUUUAUCCAGCAAUAUCUAGAGGCAGAUUAAUGCACUGUGAAUUUUGCAACCAACUUGGAGCUACUGUUGGAUGUUGUGUUAGAGGUUGUCCAGCUAACUACCAUUUCUAUUGUGCUAGAAAGGACGAAGCUGUGUUACAGGAAGACAGAAAAGUAUUCUGUGCACUGCACAAAGAUUAUGUUGAUGAAAGGAUAGUAAAUGAGGAUGAUUUUCCAAUCAAGGAGAAGAUCUUUAUUAAUCAAAAUACUAUUGCUCCAAAAUGGGUAAAAAAGAAUUGGGAAACACCAAUGGACAUGGAUACUUUACACAUUGUCAUCGGGUCUUUAACUGUAAACAAAUUAGGACGUCUCAUCCCUUUAUCUAAUAAGCAGAGUAUUUUGAUUCCAGUGGAUUAUGAAUGUACUAGGAUAUUCUGGAGUACUAAAAAUCCACGUAUUCGGGUGAAAUACACAUGUCGCAUCACAGAAGUCUGGCCAGAAAAAAUUAACUCUGAAAUUCAUGGGAAUCUCAAUACUACUAUUAUCCACAGUGCACCUGAAAAUUUAUCAGAGGAAAAACAAAUAUUUUCUGAAUUGCCUUCUGAUACUGGUAUUGAGGAAAGUUUAACUAAAGUACAUAAGCAGCAUAAAGAAUUAGAAAAAAAUAAUAAUAUAAUGGAUGAUGUAAAAAGUGUACUUUACUAUAUUAUUAAAAAAGUGACAAAAAGACAAAGAAAAAAUAAAAAACUUCUAAAUUGCAGUGCUAAAAAUGACAUAAAAAAGCAGCUAGAUAAUAAAGAGUAUUUUAACUUAUUUCCCGAAACUUCCAUGCAUAAAAAUGAGACAAAGUCUGUAUGGUUAAAUGGUUUUAAUUUGAAAGAAAAUACUGACUUUUCAUCAGAAGAAAAGUGCCAUAGUAAUGUAGGAAUAAAUCAGAACAUUGAGUGUGGUAAUGAUUCGAUGAUAUUUGAUCAGAAGCUCUAUGAAUUAGAUAGUAAAUGUAGAGAUGAAAAAAUUGAGAGUGAUAAUGUUAAAUUUAAAAAUAUGUAUAAUUUGUGUAAAAAUGAUUUUUUGGAUAAAUAUAAAAGUAAUUUCAAAUUUAAUUCAUUAAAUAUGACAUCUGAUAGUAAAAAGCAAUUAGUUUCUAAAGGUACUGAUUCAGAAAUAUUUAAACAUUGUUUUAAAAGGAAUGAAAUAGAUAAAUUAGAAAAGGAGCUUAAGGCAAAUCAGCAGGUUGGAGAUCCUAAUAGACUUCUGAAUUUAAUUGCUCACAAAGAAGUUGCAAAAGGUGUGUGGGAGAAGGAAGCUCACCAUUAUGAAGAAAUGGAGUUCAUGCCUCCUAAAAUCAUGUCAUUAUUAGAUACAGUUAUACCACCUUGUUCUAUCAGUGAAACUGUUUUGCCUGUGUAUGGUGUUGAAGUUAAAGAAACAUCAGGUGUAACUGAGAGUUCAGGUUACAGUUCAAAUGAUGAUUCAUAUUUAAGGCAUUCAAGAAUGCCUUCAUUAAUGCAAGACACUUUUAACAAAGCUAAUAAGGCUGUUGGUAAUGUUUCUGCAAAACAGAGUUCUGUGUUAAAAAAUCUGGAAGAUUGUGAAAAACCAUACUUAUCUACCUGGAAAAAAGAUACAAAAUUCAAUGGGCAAAAAGAUAUUUGCAACGAAUUUCAUACCGAAGCUGUUAAAAAUUCCCUCAAAUCUAAUGAUAGUGAAAGGGAAGUUGCUGCCUAUGGUAACCCAAAAUUGGAAAAUUCAUGUUCAGGAUAUCAGAAUAUAAAUGGUGUUUCACAAAUGAUGGGUCCAUUUAAAUGCAACAAAUGUAGAAGGUUAUAUCGCACUAGAGAAAGUUUUAAGAAACAUUCUGAUACUUGCAAUUUUGUUAUUGAUUCUUCUGAUUCAGAGAGUAGUACUUCAUCAGAAGAGGAGUUUGAAAAUAGUGCCAGUAGAAAAUUUUCAAGUGGUGCUCAUGAAACUAGCAAAUAUCCAAAUAUGCCUCCAAAUGAAUGUUCUGAUGACACUUCUAAAGAAGAUCGAAAUUGUAUCACCGAUUCUUUGCUUCAGUUUACCUCUUCUGCAGAAACUUUAAAUAAAGUUUCUCAGCAGUCUCACAAAGGUCCAGGCUUAGAAAACUUGAGUGAACAGACUUUAAUGAUACCUCAGUCUACAAUUUUGACAAAUCAAGGAAGUAUAGUUCCUUCAUCUAGCCACUAUCCUUCAACUUCACUAAAAGCUAAUUCUAAUGCUCAUUUUAAUAACAAUGUGUCUGUCUUACCAAACAUGCCCAUCUAUGAGAAUACAUUAAAACAUAAAUCUGUCAUUCCUCCUACUGUGGAAAUUAGCCCAAAGCCACACAUUGAGAAUGACAGAGUAACUCUUCCAGUGCAACAAUUUUUCAAUUCUUCAGAAAAAAUUACUCCUAAUGUUCCAGUGAAUUUAAAUAAUAUACCGUUGGCUGCAGAAAAUGUGUCUAGUGCUUUUAAUGUAGCUUAUGGUAAUGCACUGUGUAAUAAUUCUACAGGCAAUAUAAUGCAAUUACCUUGUAAUACAUUAAUAAUUCCACCAGCUCCCGAUCCAUUACCUCAGCCUGGCCCUAUGAUCAAUCAUAUACCUAUACCUCAAAAUUUUUUAUCCGCUAUUGAUGUUACAAAUAAUGCCCAUCUAUCAUACGUUGGAUCUAUAACUAUUACAAACAAUGAGACUAUGUCAUUAGCAGUCAAUGUGCCAGAGCAAAUUGUUCCUGUUUUCCCUAACCAGAAUAUAAAUUUUGGCCAGCCAACUGUAAUACAAAGUCCUAUACAAAUGCAACCAGCUACUGGCAUUCAUCUCUCAACUGUAAAUGUGCAACAAAUUUCUGUUCAAAGUUCAUUUCCUGGAAGUCCAUUUAUGUUUCCUCAACAAGCAAUGAAUAUUCAACAGAAUCAGAUGAUGUUUGUGGAAGAAGCUUUCAUGCAGCCAAUUUCUACUGCACAACCUGCACCAAAUUAUAUAGUUCAAGUUCCAGUAGGACAGCCUCAGCCUUUUACGUCUUAUGUACCAGCACAUCAGUUACAGCAGCCAUAUAUGAAUCAGUUUGCUUUUGAUUCCACUGUACAAACUGCUCCACAUCAAACCUGUGUUCCAAUUGAAAAUCCAUCACAGAUUCAAGUAGAAAACCAUUUACAGCCCUUGAAUAUAAUAAAAACACAAACUGAAUCCAAUUCAUUACUAAAUUCAGAGAAUAAAUCAUGUACCCAGUUACUGGAAAAUAUGCCGCCAGAACAAGCUCAAACAUUACUGAAUGCAAAGUCAAAUAAGCCUAAUACAACACCUAUCAGUUCUUGUCGCUCAACUCCUACUUUAAGUGACAGAUCUUCACCUGUUUCAGAUCACUCUUCUUGCAGUAAAAGUAGUAUAGCAUCCAUCUCCGUUCCACACAACACCAAUAUUGUUGACAUCCUGAAAAAAGCUGCAGAGCAAAUGCUUAAUAUAUCUGCCGAAAUGGCCAAAAGGAAAGCUCGUGCUACUGAAGAUAACACAUCUGAUGGUGCACCUGAAAAGAAAACUCGCUUUGCCCACACUCGUAAAGUAGCAGCUAAGAAAGCAGAAAAAUGGAAAAAGAAGAAUGCUGUAUUAAAUGGUAAAACAUCUAAACCAAAAAGUGUCCAUCUUAAUAUUGCAACUCUGAAACCAGCAUUUGCUAUACCACUUGUGCCUGUAGUUUACAACAAGGAUACUUCAAAUUCUGGAGCUGAUGACGAAGGCAAAGCUCAAAUCUUGCCAUCAACAGAUGAUGAAGCAUUCAAUGCUAUUUCCCAAAACACAAAUGAUGUAGUAGACUCAGAUAUAUAUUCUUAUAAUGAAGGAUCAGAUGAAGAAGAUUCUGUUCUGUUUAAAAUUCAUAUGAGGGAAUUAGAGAAAGAACAAAAUGCAAAUGAAUUUCCUGAAGACAAGCCAUAUCUGUUAUAUGAAAUAAGUAGUGAAGAUGGAUUCACUGUCAAGUCUAGUGAUCUUCGAGAAGCUUGGAAGAAAGUUUAUGAGGAAAUACAGGAUGCUCGAAUAGCAUCUCAUAUGAAGCAGAUAACUGUUGCUCCUGAAGAUAUAAAUGGAUUUCAUAUGAUGGGGCUGGACAAUUCUGCGCUGAUGUAUCUUCUGGAACAAUUGCCUGGUGCUAAAUAUUGCACUGACUAUGAUUUCUUGUUUCAUAGGCCAGCAAAAGAAGUUGAGGAGAUACCUCUAAAUGCUAGUGGCUGUGCCCGAAGUGAACCUUUUACCACUCGUCGGGAAUAUGACAUGUUUAACUUCUUGGCUUCAGAACAUCGAAACAGACCUUUGUUUUUGCCUCCUGAUGAAGAGGAGGAAGGCGCACAAAAGUCAACCCGAAGAGCAACUACUAUGGAUUUACCUAUAGCAAUGCGUUUUAGGAAUCUUAAAACAGUUGCUAGGGAAACAGUAGGUGUUUAUCGGUCUAGUAUCCAUGGCCGUGGUCUCUUUUGUAAAAGAAAUAUUGAUCCUGGAGAAUUGGUUAUUGAAUAUGCUGGUGAAGUUAUACGAUCAGUUUUAACAGACAAGAGAGAGCGUAUCUACCAAAGCAAGGGGAUUGGCUGUUAUAUGUUUAGAAUUGAUGAUGAUGAAGUUGUAGAUGCAACUAUGCAUGGUAAUGCUGCACGCUUUAUCAAUCAUUCUUGUGAGAGUUCACCAGUUAUGGUGGGUUUGUGCUUAGAAAGAGUUCUUUUCAAGAGACCAAAGGCACAUAGGUGAAACAUCAUCCGUGGUGAAAUUUCAAGGGACUUUGCAGGAAUGC
This is a messenger RNA of Stegodyphus dumicola, 11151 nucleotides long. It is a transcript of the gene trx, whose product is annotated as histone lysine N-methyltransferase trithorax. Gene Ontology annotation, biological process: positive regulation of DNA-templated transcription. Lineage: Eukaryota; Metazoa; Arthropoda; Arachnida; Araneae; Eresidae. Gene Ontology annotation, cellular component: nucleus; histone methyltransferase complex. Gene Ontology annotation, molecular function: histone H3K4 methyltransferase activity; sequence-specific DNA binding; protein binding. The record is from RefSeq and is a predicted model, not a curated record.